AUUGGUCACCUGCCAGCGAAGCGAACUCAGAAACGAACUGAACCGCCAUGAUGGAGGUUCCCUGCAAAAUUUUAGCAGUUUGUCUGCUGCUCGUCGGCGCUCAGGCGUUCGCCGCCGUUGACGCAGCCAGGAGUUCCAAGGAGCUCACCUGGCAAUCCCUGUUCUUCGAUGCUGUGACUGGAAAUCUGCAGCAGCCGAUGGCCGAUGAGCUCCUCGAAUUCGAGGACUGCACUGCCCUUUACACUGUGGACAACAUCGAGAUCCUGCUGGUGGCUGGCUACAAGAUUCGUCGCUGCGGCAACUUGGAGUCUAAGGAUAUUGAAAGAUAUUUGGAACGCCAGGAUGCCGUCUACACGAAACGCAAUUUCGAAAGGGAGUUGGUCAACUGUGCACUUCGCGAAUCGCACCAUGACAACCGGCAAUGCUACGUGGAUACCGUUCUGAAUCUAUUCAGCUCGGUGCGUCCUUACCGCUACGAUCGUCGCCGCCGCAAUGCCUGCAUUUUCCGCGAAGUGGAAAAGGCAGUGAUCAAGCUGAAUGCAGCUUCCAUCUCUCUGGCCAAUUGCAUCGCCCAGAGUCAGCCUCAACCACUGCCGCCACAGAACAGCACUUUGCCACCACCGCCUCAAAACACCACAGCCGGCGGACCAGGAUGGAACACCACUGCGUUCCCCAACACCAACACCACUCCAAACUUCACCCUCACCACUGUCUCUCCGAACUGGAAUACCACUGCCGACGGUCCAUGGUGGGGCAAUAACUCUACACAAGGUCCCUGGUGGGGAAACACCACCACUCAAGGUCCAUGGUGGGGAAACACCACCACUCAAGGUCCAUGGUGGGGAAACAACUCAACGGAAGGUCCAUGGUGGGGAAAUAACUCUACUCAAGGUCCAUGGUGGGGAAACAACUCAACUGAAGGUCCAUGGUGGGGAAACAACUCUACUCAAGGUCCAUGGUGGGGAAACAACUCAACUGAAGGUCCCUGGUGGGGAAACAACUCAACUGAAGGUCCAUGGUGGGGAAACAACUCUACUCAAGGUCCAUGGUGGGGAAACAACUCAACUGAAGGUCCAUGGUGGGGAAACAAUUCAACUGAAGGUCCAUGGUGGGGAAACAACUCUACUCAAGGUCCAUGGUGGGGAAACAACUCGACGGAUGGUCCAUGGUGGGGAAACAACUCUACUCAAGGUCCCUGGUGGGGAAACAACUCUACUCAAGGUCCAUGGUGGGGAAACAACUCAACUGAAGGUCCAUGGUGGGGAAACAAUUCAACUGAAGGUCCAUGGUGGGAAAACAACUCUACUCAAGGUCCAUGGUGGGGAAACAACUCAACUGAAGGUCCCUGGUGGGGAAACAACUCUACUCAAGGUCCAUGGUGGGGAAACAACUCAACUGAAGGUCCCUGGUGGGGAAACAACUCGACGGAAGGUCCAUGGUGGGGAAACAACUCAACCGAAGGUCCAUGGUGGGGAAACAACUCAACUCAAGGUCCAUGGUGGGGAAACAACUCAACUCAAGGUCCAUGGUGGGGAAACAACUCUACCGAAGGUCCAUGGUGGGGCAAUAACUCUACUCAAGGUCCAUGGUGGGGAAACAACUCAACUGAAGGUCCCUGGUGGGGAAACAACUCUACUCAAGGUCCAUGGUGGGGAAACAACUCAACUGAAGGUCCCUGGUGGGGAAACAACUCGACGGAAGGUCCAUGGUGGGGAAACAACUCAACCGAAGGUCCAUGGUGGGGAAACAACUCAACUCAAGGUCCAUGGUGGGGAAACAACUCUACCGAAGGUCCAUGGUGGGGCAAUAACUCUACUCAAGGUCCAUGGUGGGGAAACAACUCUACCGAAGGUCCAUGGUGGGGCAAUAACUCUACUCAAGGUCCAUGGUGGGGAAACAACUCAACCGAAGGUCCAUGGUGGGGAAACAACUCUACUCAAGGUCCAUGGUGGGGAAACAACUCAACUGAAGGUCCAUGGUGGGGCAAUAACUCCACUGCGGGACCCAACUGGAACAGCACCACCCUUGGCCCCAACUUCAACUCCACUCAAGGUCCAUGGCUCGGCAACUCAACCCAGGGACCCCAGAACACUACCGAAGGACCUUGGUGGAACAACACCACCGCCAGUUGGAACACUACAACCGUUGACGACCGCUCCACCACCGAGGGCAAUUGGUUCGACCACCUGAUGAACGAGAUUGGAUCCCUCUUCUAGAAUCAAAAAGCCAGGAAAAGCACACCUAAACUGUUAGGGGAUAUGGUCAGUGGCCUAAGCUUUAGGCCACCAAAUAAAUAAACUUAUCAGCAUUGAAAA
Molecule: messenger RNA, 2315 nt
Organism: Drosophila yakuba
Lineage: Eukaryota; Metazoa; Arthropoda; Insecta; Diptera; Drosophilidae
Product: bifunctional endo-1,4-beta-xylanase XylA
Exons: 3
Coding region: 48-2216 (722 amino acids)
Source: RefSeq, a predicted model, not a curated record